AUCUAAAAGAAGCGAAGCCUGAUUGGUCAGGGAGACCGUUUACCCGCAUGCGUAGUACGCGUAUUAAAAAUGAUGCGUUCGAGACUAACGGAAAUGUAACGGUUAGGGCAUUGGCGCAGUUCAUUUCAUACGAGUUGUAUUUAACAGUCAAAUAAGAAACAAGAUGUCAAAACGUGUGUGCACAUCCCCUUUCAUUUUGUGAACGGAAGCUGAUUUAAACAUCCUGAGUCUUUAUAUAGAUCCUUGCAAAACGCUCGUCUUUCCUAUUUUCUAUACGUGCAUUUGAAUGUGCUGUGAGAGUUGAGAAUGUUUCGUAUUUGGCUCUCCAGUUUACUGAGAGCACUUGAAGGCAGCACGAGAAGGAACAGGAAAUAAGAGCUCUGUUUUGGACAGACCAUGGACCUAUAACUAGGGACAGACACUUUUGCCCCAAGCAAACGGUGCAUGACAAAUUAUUUCAUCCAUCCUGCUGUCCUGCCAGAUCUUCUUCCUCCCAAACCUCCAGCCCUGAGCCUGGACUCUAGUCCUCACAAUGGACAACCUGGAGGAGGACCUGACGUGCUCCGUGUGUUACUCUCUGUUCUCUGACCCACGAGUCCUGCCGUGCUCACAUACCUUCUGUAAGGCUUGCCUGGACAACUUGCUCCAGGCGUCAGCCAACUAUUCCAUCUGGCGCCCGCUCCGCCUGCCGCUAAAGUGCCCCAACUGUCGCAGCGUGGUGGAGCUGCCCCCGACGGGCGUAGACGCUCUGCCCACCAACGUAUCUCUGCGGGCCAUCAUUGAGAAAUACCAGAGUGACAGUGAGCCGCGACCCCCGUCCUGUCAGGAGCACCACAGGCAGCCUCUGAACAUGUACUGCAUCCAGGAUCGGCAGCUGAUCUGCGGGCUGUGUCUGACGGUCGGACAGCACCAGGGCCACCCCAUAGAUGAUCUGCAGGCGGCGUUCAUCAGAGAAAAGCAGACUCCAUCAUUACUGCUGGCCAGACUCUCUGAGCGCAGAUGGGCGCAGGUGUGUGAGCUGGGGGAGCAGCUGGAGCAGGAGAAGGCUCGCUGCGAGGGUUUGGUGAGGCAGGACCGACAGGAGGUCAAUCAGUUCUUUCAGAGGCUGGAGGAGGUGCUGACAAGGAAGAAACAGGCCUACCUGGAGGCCCUGGAUACAGCUGGGGCGGAGGUGUCCCGAGCCUACGACCCUCUCAUCCACAAAGUAAAGGAGCUACAGGAGGAACAGUUGGACCUGGUGUCAUUGGGUUCGUCAGUUGACGAGGAGGACUCGCCGCUGGUCUUCCUGGAGAAGGUGCAUUUGUUCAGAGAGCGGGUGGAGGAGUUCAUUACGACCCCUCUUCCCUCGGUGAUCAACCUCUCCGUCACGCCACGGGCAGCAGAGUACCUCCAGCAGCACUGGCCUGCCGUGACCAUCGGGAGCCUGCCGGAAGCGCCCGUCCCUAAGAUGUGCUGUUGUGCCAGAUGUGGCAGCGUGGAGGCUGGUGUGGAGACCGAAGCAGGGAGGGAUCAGAUCGACCUGUGGUGUGAGCUGCGGCCCACUUCUUCUGUGGUGCUGCUGGGGCUGCUGCUGCUGCUGGCGGCGCUGUGGUACAACCCGGUCGGAGGGGCAUCACUUGGUUUCUCUCUCGUGUCUCGGUUCAGUCAGUUAAUCCACGGCCUGAGCAGCGAAAUGAUCACAUCUCUCUGCGACACGGCAGAGUCGACAUACGCGGUGGUGGAGGCUGCUGUUGAAAGAUGGAGCUCUCACCUCUCGUCAGUGGGUGAAAAGGCGUUUCAGCAGCUGGCUGCCUUAUUUAAAACUCUGACAUCCCAUUGAAGAGACCAAAGUGUCGAUAAAGUCUCACAUAUUCCUGUAAAAGGAAAAAAAUCCACCCUCUCAAACACCUGCUGUUUAUGAUUUUGCAUUCCUGGGCCCAUUGUAAUGUUUUAUCCAAAACAGUCAUCUGAGGAUGGAUUUUUCCUCAAGCCUCUCCUCAAAGAUUCACAGAAGUCCUAUGCAGACCUAUGGAAAGCUUCGGACAUAAAUGCUGACUGAGAACCGAAAACAAAGAAAAAUAGUUUAUAAAGAUAGUUUAUAUAAUAAUAAAUUGAGCACAGUUAAUGUAGCCGUCAGUCUUUUUAUAUAUUUAGUGUUCAAGUUAAUUAUUUUAUGUUAUGAUCAAACUGUCUAAUAAAACACAUAUCAAACCAAACACUAACAAAAAACCCUACAUUCAGGUGUGCACAAAGCAAAGUAGAAAUGUAUGCAACUGUUAAACUGGUGCCUCGACACUCUGAAGUCACAUUUCCCAUCAUGCAAUGGGACAUUGCAGUAGCUUUCCCGUUGUGUCAGAAAGCCCAGGACAGCAGCACAGCUGCACAUGUAUCUCCUUACACAGGACUGUUUACAGUACAUGAACUUAAGAGCCCGGUGAGUGGAACCAGACACACACCUGCCUCUGACCUGACUCACAGGCCGCAGGUUGUGUUGCAGUGCUGCACAGCUCCGAGUGGCUCCAUUACUGUGCCUUUACCCAUCAUGCCUUUAACUCUCUGAUGCAACAGCCUUAUUGUAGUGACCUGUGAUAAAUCCACCAGGAUCUUUGCUCAGGUUAAGUCUACUUCAAAACUUAUGCAAGUCUUUGGAUAAAAGCUUUAUCAGUGCACUCCAUAAAUGCUUUAUUUCAUUUUGUUUCUUUUAUUUUGAGGAAUCAGAAUGCUGCUUUCCUAAACGUUAUAUGCCUGUAUUAGUUGAAGACAUUUCAGUGAUUUUUCUAACAAAUGUCGUCACCCAGCUGUGACCUUCUCAUUUCCUGUAUUUUAGAUAAGUGUCUUAAUAAAUAUGAUUUGUUUUA
Molecule: messenger RNA, 2837 nt
Organism: Acanthopagrus latus (yellowfin seabream)
Lineage: Eukaryota; Metazoa; Chordata; Actinopteri; Spariformes; Sparidae
Gene: trim59
Product: tripartite motif containing 59
Exons: 5
Coding region: 533-1819 (428 amino acids)
Biological process (GO): cilium assembly
Cellular component (GO): centrosome; intraciliary transport particle B; cilium
Molecular function (GO): zinc ion binding
Source: RefSeq, a predicted model, not a curated record